Molecule: messenger RNA, 1135 nt
Organism: Musa acuminata subsp. malaccensis (wild Malaysian banana)
Lineage: Eukaryota; Viridiplantae; Streptophyta; Magnoliopsida; Zingiberales; Musaceae
Product: zinc finger protein GIS-like
Molecular function (GO): DNA-binding transcription factor activity
Source: RefSeq, a predicted model, not a curated record
CGUUAGGUUGCACUUGAGGAUGGUAGGUGGCAGCUCUGUCAGUGAUCAGACUCCCGGUUAUUUCCUCCUUGCCUUUGCGAGUCGGAAAGGGUCAUGCGGGGGAAGUAGUGCGUCCUCCACACCCUUCCUUGUUGGGCUAAUUGGCAGUACCCUCCAGCAUCCCAACUCCAGGGAUAGUCUCCCGGCCAAGGCUGUCCACAGGAGGCUUUUAAUUAGCUCUUUCCAAAAGGCACUGAUUCCCCCCCUGGCUACAUCUGCUAGUCCACCCACUCCCUGAGGAGGUGGAGAAGGCUUUUGAGAACGGAGAUGGAAUCUCCUCCUCCGGAGACACCAGAGUCGUCGGAGACGACGACGACCCUCGAUCUUUCCCUCGCCCUGGCCGCCUCCUCGCCUUCCUCCGACCACGAGACGAAGGAUGUGAAGCUCUUCCAUUGCCUCUUCUGCAACAAGAAGUUCCUCAAGUCCCAAGCUCUCGGAGGCCAUCAAAAUGCCCACAAGAAAGAGAGGAGCGUGGGGUGGAGCUCCUACCUUUACCUUGCGCCUACCGCCGACGCCGCCACCACCAUCCCUCCUCCUCAGCACCUGAGCGCGCCGCCGCUCCCCAUCGCCUCCCACGCGUCCAGGUAUCUUCCUUCCGGCAACUGCUCCGAGAGCUUCGGCUCCCGCAGCGCCCCCCGGUUCGCCGCCGACCACCCGUUGCUGGCGACCGUGAGCAGCGGCAGAGCAAUGUGCGCCGCCGGAGACCCCUCAGCCAGCGGCGACGGGACCAUAGAUUUACUUAACUGGCGAAGGGGCUCCCGCCCUCAGCAGGAGCCACCCGCGGACUUCUCCGCCGCCGCCCCCGCCGACGGCGAAGACCAGACCGACCUCGACCUGUCCUUAAGGCUAUAGUGCUCUUAUUGUUGCUUGGUUUUUUCUUAUCAGUUCACCGCUUGUGUUCACUGCCAGUGUACGGUCUUCUUCUCUUGGCUUGUUGAGCUGGACCGGAAGGUCGCAACAGGCGGCCGGGUAGAGGGGGAAGGGGAGGAAGAAGAGGACACGUGCAUGUGAUGUGGGUGGCGUUGUGUGGUAUGGUGGUGGGGCCUGGACAUAAUGUAAAGGGUGUGCAUUUAGUGGAUGCUGUUACAUCACCGCU